Triplophysa rosa is the source of this 2529-nucleotide messenger RNA. RefSeq lists its product as uncharacterized. NCBI's taxonomy places the organism in Eukaryota, Metazoa, Chordata, Actinopteri, Cypriniformes, Nemacheilidae. Bases 287 to 1837 code for a protein of 516 amino acids. The transcript has 7 exons. The record is from RefSeq and is a predicted model, not a curated record.
GGCGGUAAUGCGCCUCUUAAGCAACCGCCAUUUUAACUCCAGGAUAGAGGAUAAGAACAAGGUUUGGUCUCUGGAAUCGAUCGUACUAGACAGACGCAUUCUCCGUCGUUAGUUCUCAGCUCUUUGCUACCGUAUUUCAGUGGAAAUGUAGAACAACUAAAUCACAGUCGCUUUAUAUGUUCCUUUUUUUGGUCUUCAGUAAGUUACAGUAGCUGUUUGUUAGCGACAGGAGCACUGGGUGCGGCUCCAAAACAACAACCGAGAAGAUUUAAGUCUGUAACCUCGCAUGAAUAUUUUUACGACAUUUAUUAAAACGAACAGCAAUAUGAAGAACAUUUUUAUAAUCGUUACACUUGGAUGCGUUGUGUUUGGUGAUGCAGGUGAAGUGACGUCAGUGUCAGUGAUGGAGGGAGAUUCUGUCACUCUACACAUCAAUCUUGCUGAAAUAAAGCAAGAUGACAAAAUACAGUGGAAGUCUCCAUCCAACCAUCCUAUAGCUGAGAUUGACGAGAAGAAGAUAAUAUAUAAAGAACCUAAUGAAAGUUUCAGAGGCAGACUGGAACUAAAUAUUCAGACUGGAGAUCUCACCAUCAAGAACAUGAGAACUAAGUACGCUGGACCUUAUAAAGCAGUGAUCUCAAGAAAUAUUGAGACAUCAGUUAACUUCGAUGUAAAGGUCAACGAAUCUUCACAUGCUGACAGUGGUGGUACAGAUGAGGAGACGGUGCUGAAGACAAAAGGAGAAUCAGUGACUCUAAACACUGGUGUUCAAACACAGAGAGGUGAUCUGAUACUGUGGAGGUUUGGAGAUGAAGGUCUUCUCAUAGCUAAAGAUGAUAAAGACAAUAAGAGCUCAAUAUAUGAUGAUGAUGAGGGAUUCAGAGGCAGACUGAAGCUGGAUGAUCGGACCGGAUCUCUCACCAUCAGUGAUGUCAGAUCAUCAGAUUCUGGACUUUAUAAACUGAAGAUCAGCAGCAACCACAAACAGACAUUAUACAAGACCUUCAGUGUUUAUGUCAGUGAUGGUCUGUCUCCAGCUGCUAUAGCAGGAAUAGUUGUUUGUGUCCUGCUGGCUGCUGCUGCUGCUGCUGUUGUGAUUUACUAUCGACACUGCAUCUCUAAACCACUGGCAGUUCCAGUUGAAGUGUUCCAGGCAGAAGAUCUCACUCUACCUCCUGAUCCUAAAGACAUGCCGACGGCUGAUGAGGGAGAGUGGUUCUUUGGAGAUAAAGAGAUAAUAGCCAAAUUCAAUAAAAAGAACAACAAAUUCACUACAUAUGAUAAUGUUCUUGAUGAGAGAUUCAAAGACAAACUGAAGCUGAACAGACAGACUGGAUCUCUCACGAUCAGGAACAUCAAAACCAGACACUCUGGACUGUAUAAACUGAAGAUCAUCAGCGGAUCAGGACCAUCAUUCAUUCAUUAUAAUGUUAUUGUCAUGGCAAGGGACAAAUCUGUACAUUUGGGAGAUUCUGUUACUCUAAAGACUGGUGUUACUGACAUAAAGACCGCUGAUGAGAUACUGUGGACAUUUGGACCUGAAGACACUCGUAUCGCUCGAAUCACUGGAGGGAUCAAUGAGCCUUCAUAUUAUUACUACACUGAUGGGAGAUUCAGAGACAAACUGGAGAUGGACAAUCAGACUGGAGAUCUCAAGAUCGGAGACAUCAGAACUGAACACAUUGGAGUUUAUGAAGUACAGACCUACGUAAGAGGAGAAACUAGAUACAAGAAAUUCACGAUUAACACAUCUGACUCGGCAAAAAACAGACGAAAAGAAUCACCAAUUGAUAACCGAGGAAAUGAAUCACCAAAUGUUGACAAUCCUCUGUUGUGAAUGAUGCAAAUUCUGCUGUGUGGCCAGCUGAAUAGAUGCUCAACAUCACAAGCGUGUAGCAGCUGUUACAUCAUCUUCAUCUACAGUAACAAACCUACUUCACUGUUUUCAUGAUCCAUCAUGAACAAAUGAUCAGAAUGUGUUUAUCUUUUUAUUUUAUAUUUUAUAUCUGUUACUCGCUGCAUAGCAUAUUAUCAGUUUGACUCUCAUGUGUUUGAUAUUUUGUGACCGUAGACAGUAUUGAUUUAAUAUCUGAUUAUGAGAAAUAUCAGAUACACAUGAAGAUCUGUGUGAUCACCUGCAGUCUCUCUCCAACCUGUUAAUCUGUAUUUUAUUAUAUACAGAUUAUACAUAUACCUAUAUUAUAUGUUUUUUAUAUACAUAUUAUAUAAGAACUAACACCAAAAACAAGUUGAUGUUGAUGUUAAUCUGUGUUCAGAACAGAAAGCUGAGAUCUCAUGACAGCCUAUUGUUGUUCUCGUGAAGAUUUUAGAAGUUCAAGAAACAAUCAUUCACCAUCAGUGUGUGAAGCCUGUUCUGUGUUUUUAUUGUUGAAAUUCAUAUUAUUUUAGUCUUUUUUUAACAUUAUUAAUUGCUACAGUAGUAAAUUAGGCUUAAAUGUUUUUAUUACUCUCAUAUUGUGUAACUUGAAAAUGAAAAUCUGUUCUCUGAUCAGAUCUGAAUGUAAAAUU